GUUGACGUGAUUAUGAUGAUAAUAUAUGAUGAUAUAUGAUUAUAUAUGAUUGUAUAUGAUGAUUUAGUGCGUGUGAGUCCAGUACCUUAAAGUGAGACUUGAGUAAAAGUACAAGUAUGUGACCAGAAAGUCACUUUUUAUAAAAUUAUUCAGGUAAAAGUUUGGCAUUUACUGUACUUGGGUAUCAAAAAUCAUUUCUGAUAUAAAAUGUAGUCAAAAGUGCUAGAAACAACAAAGUACAGUACAAAUACGUACAAUUAAAUUCCUGCUCGACUCCAUGGACGAGAAAACUGUUGUCGUCAUUUUCCUGUAAGUGCAGAGUGACGAGCAGAGAAAGUGAAAGUAACUAUUCUGUCACUUUGCUUCAGGCGCCAUUUGAACUGCGCAGCACGAGGACAGACUGUUUUCUCUCGUGUGAUCACUGGACUGAACACAGAUCCACAUCAGACGUCCUCCAGGAAACAUGAAGGAGAUUUUCCACUCAAACUGAGAGACGAGGACAGAGCAGAGUCUCCAGAACCCAACGGUCUGUCUGUGAAGAGUAAGAAGUAACGAUGGGAUCCUCACAGACAAAAAUGACUGACGUCCAGCAGAUGAGUGGUUGUGUGGAGGAAGACGAGGACAGAGCAGAGUCUCCAGGACCCAGCGGUCUGUCUGUGAAGAGAUCACCUUUAAACGUCAGUCAUGAACCUGGAGCCUCAGAGACAAAAGGUCAGAACCAGAGACAGAGAGCAGAGUCUCCAGGACCCAGCGGUCUGUCUGUGAAGAGUGACUGGUCUAUGGGAAAAAUUAUAAACUUCAGUCAUGAACCUGGAGCCUCAGAGACAAAAGACCAGUUUGCUGUUUCUGUGGACGAGCAGACGUCCCGCUGUCCUCUGUGUCAGGACGUCCUGAAGGAUCCAGUCUCCACCAGCUGCGGUCACCGGUUCUGCAGACUCUGCAUCUCCUCAUACUGGGACCAGUCUGGUCCACCAGGAGACUCCUGCUGUCCCCAGUGUGGACAAAGACCCAGGACAGGACGUGGACCACGGAGCAUCCCAGAUGUUGGUCUGCAGAAGGUUCUAGAUGAACAUAAGAUCAGUCUGAGGAGCAGAUUUGAACAUGUGACUGAAGGAACUGAAGGAACAGGAAGUAGAACCCUCCUGAACAGGAUCUUCACUGAGCUGUACAUCACAGAGGGACAGAGUGAAGACGUCAAUACUCAACAUGAGGUGAUGCAGCUGGAGACGACCUCCAAGAAGAAGACGGACCAGGACACUCCCAUCAAGUGCUGCGACAUCUUUAAAGCCUUACCUGACCAGCAGGGGAGCAUCAGAGUCGUCCUGACCAACGGCGUCGCUGGUGUAGGAAAAACCUUCUCGGUGCAGAAGUUCACUCUGGACUGGGCCGAGGGUUUGGAAAACCAGGAUGUGAAUCUGCUGAUUGUGCUCUCGUUCAGGGAGCUGAACCUGAUCAGAGAUCAGCAGCACAGUCUUCUCACGCUGCUCCAUGUUUUCUAUCCAACAUUAGAGAAGGUCAGAGCAGAGGAGCUCGCUGUCUGUAAACCUUUGUUCAUCUUUGACGGCCUGGAUGAAAGCAGACUCUCACUGGACUUCAGCAGCAGCACGCUGGUUUCUGACGUCACACACAGGUCAUCAGUCAACGCGCUGCUGACCAACCUCAUCCAGGGGAAUCUGCUUCCCUCAGCUCUUGUCUGGAUAACUUCUCGACCUGCGGCGGCCAAUCAGAUCCCUCCUAAAUGUGUUGCCAGGGUAACAGAAGUACGAGGCUUCACUGACGACCAGAAGGACGAGUACUUCAGGAAGAGAUCCAGAACUGAUGAUCUGUCCAGCAAAAUCAUCUCACACAUCAAGACGUCCAGGAGCCUCCACAUCAUGUGUCAAGUCCCAGUCUUCUGCUGGAUCAGUGCUACAGUUCUGGAGCACAUGUUGACCACAGAGCAGAGAGGAGAGCUGCCCAAGACCCUGACAGACCUGUACUCACACUUCCUGCUGGUUCAGACAGAGAGGAAGAAGAACAAGUACGAUAAAGGACAUGAGACGAGUCCACGGGAGCUGAUGGAGGCCGACAAGGACUUUCUUCUGAAGCUGGGGAGGCUGGCCUUUGAACAUCUGCAGAAAGGAGACAUCAUGUUUUACCAAGAAGACCUGGAGCGGUGUGGUCUAAGUGUGACAGAGGCUUCGGUGUACUCAGGAGUUUGUACAGAGAUCUUUAGAAGAGAGAGCGUGAUCUUCCAGAAAUCAGUCUACUGCUUUGUUCAUCUGAGUGUUCAGGAGUUUCUGGCUGCAGUCUACAUGUUCCACUGUUACACCAACAGGAAGACAGAGGUACUGCAGGACUUCUUCAGACAAGAAGAUAAAGACAGGAAGACAGAGGUACUGCAGGACUUCUUCAGACAAGAAGAUAAAGACAGGAAGACAGAGGUCCUGAGAAAACCUAAUUUUAUUAACAAGCUCUCCUCAUUUUUUGGAAGAAAAAUGGAGAGUGACUUAUCUCUGGAUGUGUUCCUGAAAGCAGCCAUGGAGAAAUCCCUUCAAAGUGAAAAUGGUCACCUGGACCUGUUUGUUCGCUUCCUUCAUGGACUCUGUCUGGAGUCCAACCACAGACUCUUAAGAGGUCUGCUGGGUCAGACUCAGAACAGUCCAGAAAUCAUCCAGAGGGUCAUUGAGAACCUGAAGGAGAUGAACACAGAGAACAUCUCACCUGACAGAAGCAUCAACAUCUUCCACUGUCUGACAGAGAUGAACGAGCAAUCAGUGCAUCAGGAGAUCCAAAAGUUCAUGAAGUCAAAGAACAGAAGACAGGAACUCUCUGAGAUCCACUGCUCAGCUCUGGCCUACAUGCUGCAGAUGUCUGAGGAGGUUCUGGAUGAGUUGGACCUGGACAACUACAGAACAUCAGUCCAGGGGAAACAGAGACUGAUUCCAGCUGUGAGGAACUGCAGGAAGGCUGUGUUGAGGGGCUGCAGUUUGACAGAGAUCAGCUGUUCUUCUCUGGCCUCAGCUCUGAAGUCCAACCCCUCACACCUGAGAGACCUGGACCUGAGUCUGAAUGAGCUGCAGGAUUCAGGAGUGAAGCUGCUGUGUUCUGGACUGGAGAGUCCACAUUGUAGACUGGAGACUCUGGGGUUGUUGGGCUGCAGUUUGACAGAGAUCAGCUGUUCUUCUCUGGUCUCAGCUCUGAAGUCCAACCCCUCACACCUGAGAGACCUGGACCUGAGCUGGAACCAGCUGCAGGAUUCAGGAGUGAAGCUGCUGUGUUCUGGACUGGAGAGUCCACAUUGUAGACUGGAGACUCUGGGGUGAGUUCACUGACUCUCUGUUACUGUUGUAAAUGUCAGAUGUUUCAUCCACAACUGAAAGUCAUUCAUGUUGUCACAUGAGUUGAAUCAGUGAUGGUUGUUCCAUGUUUCCACUUUUUCUUCCCUCAGAUGUAGAAUCAGGAUCUUUUCACAGCUGACGUGUUUUUUGUUUUCUAAAGUGUUUCAGUCGCUGUAGUUUUCACGUCAGUCGCAGCUUUGACCUUUUCUGACUGAACUUGAUGUUUUUCACUUUCUCCUCUGACACGUUCACAUGUAGCCAAUCAGAAUGAGUGUUGUUGAUGAUGUCACAGCUGUGACUGUUUACAAACAAACAGGAGCUUCCUCUCAUCUUCAAAUCAGCUGUGUCUCAGUUCAUAAGGCUGGAUCCUCCAAGUGUGGACUCAUGGUCCAGAUGUUGUCAACAUGUGUCACAGCACCGUGACGUGGGCGUGUCCCAACUGUCACAUGACUCGUCAUCUGGUGUAUGUUUGGCGGACGACCGUGUCCCAGAAUUCUUUGCAGCAAUAAAGGUGGUGGUAAUGCACCUUUAAGCUGGUUUACUAAACACAGAUGAAUCAAAGAAUCAAAUCAAGUGUAAAAUAUAGAAUUGUAAAGAUGUUGAGAAGAAGUGUGAUUCAGGACUUUGAAGUGUAGAGGGCAGUAUUGAACCUCUCAGUGUACAGCCUGCACACAGACUCCACCUGUUUCUGCUUCUUAUCAUUGAUUCAUUUCAUUGAGUUGAACUUGAUGUGAAAAGUGAGGCUGUGUUGAAAUUCACCUGUGACUUCUUUGUCAUUUUGCUGCUGUUUCUUUGCGUCAAACGUCUUUAUUCUUCACGUUCACUUGAACUGAACCUUCACACACUCGUGUGUCUCACAGUCACAUGACUCAUGCUUUCUAAAUACACUGUA
Solea solea (common sole) is the source of this 4212-nucleotide messenger RNA. RefSeq names its product NLR family CARD domain-containing protein 3-like. The record is from RefSeq and is a predicted model, not a curated record. Gene Ontology annotation, molecular function: protein binding. Bases 555 to 3305 code for a protein of 916 amino acids. The transcript is spliced from 9 exons. Lineage: Eukaryota; Metazoa; Chordata; Actinopteri; Pleuronectiformes; Soleidae.